Messenger RNA from Bradysia coprophila, 1858 nucleotides. Its product is annotated as putative cytochrome P450 6d5. Lineage: Eukaryota; Metazoa; Arthropoda; Insecta; Diptera; Sciaridae. The record is from RefSeq and is a predicted model, not a curated record. Gene Ontology annotation, molecular function: iron ion binding; heme binding; oxidoreductase activity, acting on paired donors, with incorporation or reduction of molecular oxygen.
GAGUUAGCUGAAAUUGUGUCAGAUAAAGUUUACCAUUUAGACAGUCGUGUUAUAUUUAUACCUAAUUUAAGGAAUUAAGCUCGAAGUAGAAGCAAAAAUGUCGUUACCGUUGUUUGUUACGGCUAUAUUGGCAACAGUUGUUGCCACAUCUUUCUUGUACAUUCAAUACGCGUAUUCAUUCUGGAAACGUUUGGGCGUACCAUUUCAAAAGCCAUCAUUUCCAUUCGGCAAUUUUUCUGCAUCUUUCCUCGGAAAAAAAUCGCUAGGUGAAGAUAUGCGUGUAAUAUACGAAAGCACAACGGAGCCAGUGAUCGGAAUGUACACUAUCGUUAAGCCGGCAUUGCUCAUUCGUGAUCCGAAACUGAUCCAACAUAUUUUGGUGAAAGAUUUCCAACAUUUCGUCAACCGUGGAUUCCACACAAAUACAGACGUUGAUCCACUAGGCGAUAACAUUUUGAUGCAAGAUGGAGACAAAUGGAGGAACGCUCGAAUGAAAAUGUCGCCCACUUUUUCAUCCGGUAAGCUCAAGUCGAUGUUUGAAACAAUCGUAAAGUGUGGCAAUACACUUGAAAACUAUUUGGAUCGGUUAGCAAUGAGCCAAAAGGAAAUAGAAGUCCGUGACGUGUUUGCGAGAUUCGCCACGAACGCCAUUGCCUCAAUUGCUUUUGGGAUCGAAAUUGAUUGCCUCGAAAAUCCGGAUCAUGAUUUCCGGAAAUACGGAAAAAAAUUCUUUGAUCCAACCUUAAAGAACCUGAUCCGUGUGAACAUGGGGGUAAUGAGUCCUACAUUAUCAAAAUUAUUUGGUCUUCGAUUCGCCGACAAAGAUGUCGGAGAGUUCAUGACUGAGACCGUUCGCAAGAAUUUGGAAUAUCGUGAAAAGAGUGGUGUUGUACGUAAAGAUCUGUUCCAACUGUUAAUGCAACUUAGAAACACAGGAAAAGUGCAAGAAGAUGGUGAUUGGAACACAAAAAACAAUCGUGAAAAGAAAAUGUCCGUUGAAGAGAUGACUGCCCAAGCGUACCUGAUUUUCAUUGGGGGAUUUGAGUCAUCUUCAACGACUAUGUCAUUUUGUGCAUAUGAGCUAGCGAGAAAUCCGGAAAUCCAACAAAAAGCUUAUGAAGACAUAAUUGAUACCCUUGCAAAACACGACGGUCAGCUAACUUAUGAAUCUUUGAACGAUAUGAAGUAUUUGGAACAAUGCAUCGAAGAAACCUUGAGAGUGCAUCCACCAUUUGAAGCAGGCGCUCGGCAGUGCACGAAGGACUAUACACUACCAGAUACUAACAUAGUGAUCAAGAAAGGAAUGACAGUGAUGUUCUCGGUCACCGGUCUUCACUAUGACCCGAAGUAUUACACAGACCCAACGAAAUUCAUUCCAGAGAGACACGACAAGGCUGAAAUCGCUGGCAAAAAUUUUGUCGAUAUGCCGAAAUUGGCGUUCGGUGAUGGGCCUCGAAUAUGCUUAGGUUUGCGUUUGGGGAAAAUGCAAGUUAAAAUCGCAAUCGUCUUGUUGCUGCAGAAAUUGAAAUUUGAAUUGGCCGAUCAACACGUUGGAAAAGAGCUAAAAAUGAACCCAAGAAGUGGAGUUCGAGCAGCCGUAUCUGGUAUCAACUUAAAACUCAAGAAACGUUGAAGGGUCUUCGUAUUCAAUUCAAGGAAUUGCUUACUGUAACUGACUGAGAUCUACGAUUGGGCUAUAUCGACUUGAACAAUUUGCUUUCGAUCGAUAUAGAGUGUAGCCGAGAAAGUCAGUUUAAAAUUCCAUUCGGGUCAUCAGACCCAUUUGUCCUUCAUCUAAUUUCGUUAUGCUUUUAUGUUUCUGUGUAUAUUACUUCAAUAAACUUCAGUUUUGACUAUU